This is a messenger RNA of Sphaeroforma arctica JP610, 348 nucleotides long. RefSeq lists its product as hypothetical. The coding region runs from base 1 to 228 and encodes 75 amino acids. The transcript is spliced from 2 exons. The record is from RefSeq and is a predicted model, not a curated record. NCBI's taxonomy places the organism in Eukaryota, Ichthyosporea, Ichthyophonida.
AUGGUUAACUCACACACGGCCGCCACUUUGAGCGAUAUGAAGAAGCACGGGACAUCGGAGAGUAGCUACAUGGAACUUAAGGUUGAAUCCGAAGCUGUGUACCCACUAUCCGAAGCGGAUAGACCUGGAGGAAACAAUACACAAGAUAGCGUUCGCACCGGCGCAGUGUGCGAUGUUUUGCGACAAACUGAUCGUUGGCAACCGAUGACAUCGACAGCGAGCACAUAACUACCCUUACCACCAUCGUCAGUGUAAUAGCACCUGUACAGCUGAGGUGCUUGGAAUUCAUCCUUUCAAUGUAAAUUAUCUGGCAUCCCGAAUAUGGUUGGGCCAGCCUUGCACUUCUUC